Batrachochytrium dendrobatidis JAM81 is the source of this 3378-nucleotide messenger RNA. RefSeq lists its product as uncharacterized. Gene Ontology annotation, molecular function: gamma-tubulin binding; microtubule minus-end binding. Gene Ontology annotation, biological process: mitotic cell cycle; meiotic cell cycle; microtubule nucleation. Gene Ontology annotation, cellular component: spindle pole; centrosome; gamma-tubulin complex. The transcript has 10 exons. The record is from RefSeq and is a predicted model, not a curated record. Lineage: Eukaryota; Fungi; Chytridiomycota; Chytridiomycetes; Rhizophydiales. Bases 1 to 3378 code for a protein of 1125 amino acids.
AUGCGAUUAGAAUCAUAUGCAUACAAACUCUUGAAGCUAGGGCAUGUCCGCCAGAAUGAUGCUCUUAAGAAAUGCAUGGCCAAGCUUGUCCCGAUUGAUGAUUCUGCUGCACCUUUAUCGGACACGGACGCGGUAGUCGCUGCUUUAUUACUCUUGACAAGCAUUGCUGAUAUCAGUAAUCUUGAACAGCCAGCAAAUGCUUCUAAAACAUCUUUUUUUCAGCAUCCGUUCAAUUCAUUCGAUUUGUCAAAUGCCAAAUCGGGUUCAAGUUUAUUUGAUAUGGAUCAGAAUGUACUUGAAUCACCAUCCGAUACAAUAGAUAUGGAUGGAUAUUUACAAACAGGUGCUAGCUUUGACAUUAGUUUGGAAUCUAACAGCUUUUUAGGAGCAUCCCAUAAUUUUCCCAGUCCAUUUUUUUCAAACCUGUUGUAUCGCUCGCCAAUCAAAUCUGAUUUUGGAGUUUUGCGAUGCUCAAGCCGUAACGGGAGCUAUCUUCAACCCAAUAAGUUGUGUAUACAGCGAAAAACUGACUUACAGGCCGCGUCUGCUGCAGAACCUCAUAUGCUGUCCGAUUUUUCUAAAGAAAUUUCUGAUUUUUUGGAUACUGAGCAUUUCUCGAUGGAAAAGUCGUUGACAAAUUGUGCAGAAUUCUCGUGGGAGGGAUCUACAAUAUCCAGAUCAUUUUCUGCAUCCAACUCUUUGUUUAUUACGGAUUUUCCAUCAAGCCUGUUUUCAGCACAGUUUUCAGCACACUUUCCCAUUUCACUAGAUUAUGAGAUAUCACCAGUAUCGGUUUCUCAAAAAUUUGCUGUAGAUUGUAUGCUUAAAGCUACAAUUGGCAUUCCGUCUUUGAUUUUUUCUGUGGAUCCAAAUGAGCGGUUGAUGAUAUUGAACAAGAGUACACAAUAUGAUUUACAUUUAACUACGUUAUCUUCCGAUGUGUUGAAAUGCUUGUUUUUGCAAACUGCCGAGUUUGGAUCUCAGUAUAUGCGUUUCUGUGGUAUAAUUACGGAUCUCGAAAGCAAUCCAAGUCUAUAUGGACUUACUGGGGCAGCGCUUUCAGUUGGAAUGUCUAAUAUUUUAAAAACCGUCAAUUCUAAAGUCGUUUAUUUACAAGAGUCUGCACAAAAUGGCACAUUGCAUAUUCUGCAAGCUAUUUCCAGCCUAACUAGCACGUACACUAAUCUUGAAUCCAUCAACUCAUUGUUUCAUAGCGAGAUCAAUCUACCACUUUCUAAACAAAUUAUUCCAAGUGGUUUGGAGAUUUUGUCACUCAUCUACGACUCUAUUGAAACCAUAGAUACGAUAUGCGAUUUUGGCCAAACAGUAUAUUUACGAGAUGGUUUCUACAACUCGCACAAUCUAUUGCGAGAUACACUAGUUAUGCUAUUUCAACAAGCAUAUAUACCAUUUUGUUUGUGGGCUGAUCAUUGGCUGGGAUUGUCUUGUGGAACGCCGCAAACUAUUUUUAAAAAUGCUAGUACACUUGAUUUUGAUCCAAACAGUAUGAUAGCUGAUUCUUUCGCCACUCAUGAUUUUUAUGACGAGUUUUUUAUUUCAGCAGACGAUGAGAAUAAGAAAACAGAUUUUCAGGCUUGUUUAAAUUUUAAAGUGUGUUCUGGAACAAGACGACCACCAUCUUUUAUUUCUGAUCAAACUGCAAAGACAUUUUUAGAAGCUGGAAUUUCCUUACGUAUAAUCAAAACAUGCAAAUUUCAAUAUCCAGCAAUUGGGUCAAUAUUGAAUAAUUCUGAAGAGGCGUUGCACAGUACUGCAGCAUUUUUUGAGCAUGAUAUCAACGUGAUACAGGACACUAUAUAUCAAUACGAGUCUAUGCAGAUUCAAGCUUGGAAUGAACAUGUUCGAAUUCGCAAUGAGGCGGAGCAACAGAAACUUGCAUUUAAACAUCGUUCUCAAAAGCAGCGGACACAAUCAAUGAAUGCGGACAUACAACGCAAGUCGUCAGUUCGUGAGGAAAAACUAGUUUUAGCCACCCUUAAAAAACAACAGUUCAAGCAAGACAUUGAUAGCUAUCUUGCAGAUCAAAAAGCUUUUCGGUUGAAUAUGUUGAAAAAGAAGCAAUAUGAAGAAGCAGAACGUUUGCGUAAACAAUUUAUUGAACGUGCCAAGAUUGACCAGUUAGAAGCCAAGGAAACCGAUGCCAUUUUGUCAGAGUUUAAAGCGCGUAUGAGAAUGCUUGAAAAAAAGGAAGCACGAUUAGUCUGGCGACAGCAGCGUCUUGAUUUAUCUAUUAAACGACGGGAAGCCAUUGAAGCAGUCUGGGAAGCAGAUGAUGCUGUUUUGCCAACUUCUAAAGCUGACGACCAUGCUGAUCUGCCUUUUACAGACAACACGCCAGAGAUCAAUUCUAGUAACGAUGUACCUUGUGUUUCCGUUGAUGCAAUAGACGUAUUGCCUAUACUCGAGGAUACACGGUUGGCUUUAAAUCAAGAGUCCGAAUCUAUUCAUGAAGCAACUCAGUACCCAAUGCAAGCGUCAGUCAGUGCUGAUUCAUCAAUAUUGCUUGAGGACGCUAUUUGUACUUUAUCUCCAGUGAAUGAUGCUGGCAUUGAAGAUCCCGCAUGUGCUCAUAGUAUCAACCCGACUGUUAUGACUGACACUCAUGAUACAGUUCACGCUGCUAAGCACAUUUCCCAGCCUCGCUCCAUAAGUAUACAUUCAUCACAUAGUAUAGCUCAUAUACACGAUGAGGAUUUUUUACAAGCACAUAAUCAACAUAUUCAAGCAGACGAUUUGGGUUCUUUGCAUAGCGAAGUUGUUUCGAAACGUGUCAGUCAAGCAAUUAGGCCAGUAAUGAGUUUCGAGUCGCUUGUAUUGGACGGCUUACAGUCUUGCUCCACUUUUUUUAAUCUGCCCAUUUCAUUUCAACCAUCACCAAUGAAACCAUCUAAACCCACUAUCGAGAGUGAGCAUCGAUUCAGUGCUGGUCCGCUUGCUGUGUGCAUGGAUCGAUCACUUUUUAGCAUAUGGCGGACACAGGAGCAAAUCAUUUCGCGUACAGCAAUGAUGACUUUCUUUUGCGAACAAGCACACAUGCAUCAAGACAUUCGAUUCCAUGUUAAAACAUUGAUGUCGCACUAUUUUCUGCAAGAUGGGCAGUUUCUUGUUUCUAUCAAAAAUGCAUUAUUUGGGAGCUCUAGCUUUAAUAUGGAUUAUAGAACCGGACUUUGCUUGAAUGGAUUGGGAAGAUGGCCCGUGGAUAAAAUGUCGUUUGAUCGAACGCUCGGUAAAAUACCUUUUUAUGCACUCUCGCAUUCUGGUUUACUCAAUGAUCAACUUGCAGACUCUGUUUUGAAAUUCGAAUAUCUGUCUAUGGAGUUUGAUGCAGAAAUUACUGGUAAAUUUGCUGAUGACUGA